AGCUGAUAAGAAACUGUAGGAUAAAGGUGAGGUUUCAUAUAGACAUAUAGACAUACAGACAGACAGAAGAAGAACAGUUUAACUCAGUCCAACACAGUACAAAGAAUGAUGAAGUUCCUCGUAUUGGCUGUUGUUCUCAUGCUGGUCGUGACAGGCGGCUCAGCCCUGGACUGCCUGCACUGCGUCCCAGCAAAAGCAGGAGGGGCCUGCGAGAUCACCGCCGUAACCUGCCCACCAGACAAAGACGCAUGUGCUGCUGCCAAGUUCCGCAGAAGUCCAUACGGUCAUUACCAGAAGUGCAUGUCCAUGUCAGGCUGUGAGAUGGUGAAACAGAACGCUUACAUCAACAUCAAGUGCUGUCAGAAGGAUUUCUGCAACACCUUUGACUGAUCUGCCGCUGCCAUAAAUCAGCAUGACUCAUAAAACAGCUUUCAAUAACAUACAUUACACAUGAAUCAAGUUACACAUGCAUGUUUAUGAAUGU
Molecule: messenger RNA, 484 nt
Organism: Sinocyclocheilus rhinocerous
Lineage: Eukaryota; Metazoa; Chordata; Actinopteri; Cypriniformes; Cyprinidae
Product: CD59 glycoprotein-like
Exons: 4
Coding region: 106-390 (94 amino acids)
Source: RefSeq, a predicted model, not a curated record